GGUGGAGAGGAGCUCCGACAGUAUAAAAGCCUUCAGUCUGAAGAUGCUGUCAGCAACACAGGAAGAGCAGGUUGCAUCAUGUCAGACUUCUGGCUGAACAUGACCCCAUUCUUUCAUUUAAUAUUUUUCCUGCUUGGAAAAACAAUGUAAUGCCAGUGGAGACGCUCAGAAAUCACUCGGAUAAAAUACGCAACUCCCUCGGAGACUUUGAACUCUAGACAGACUACAGGACAUCAGCGAUGAUGAUUUUUGCAUCCCCAACUGCGCACCGACACUCUGGGAGUUAAGCCGAAAGAAAAUUUGUGGAACUUUUUUUAAAACUCGCCCUUUCCUCUGUCGAGUCAUGCAGAGCAACAGCAGCGGCUCCGGACCCCCGACCCCUCUGAGCGUGUGCGUUGGAGAAGAGGAUGAGCGCGAACUCUCCAAACUAGUCAGCCGCUCGGGCGCAGCCUCCAACCUGGCAACGUUUAACCUUUCACUGAACUGCUGGCUCCACAUCCUGACCGAGGAGUCCUCGUUGGACAUGCACGGAGACAGCCCGAGCCUGGCAGUGCGAGUUCUCAUUGCCCUUGUGUACCUGGCAGUCUGCAUCCUGGGGCUUGUGGGUAACCUCCUGGCACUCUUCUUGCUUCGCUCCCGCCGCAGGGGCCACCACCACUCUUCAGUCGACUGCUUCGUGAUGAGCCUGGCUCUGACAGACCUCCAGUUCGUCCUCACCUUGCCCUUCUGGGCCGUGGACACGGUGCUGGACUUCCGCUGGCCCUUUGGUUGGGUUAUGUGUAAGAUUGUGAGCUCAGUCACUGUCCUCAACAUGUAUGCCAGUGUCUUCUUACUCACUGCUAUGAGCGUCACCCGCUACCGCUCCCUGAUUACCUCCCUGAAGAUGGACAGCCCCAGGAUCGCUGCUGCUCGGGCCAGGUGGGCCAGUUUAGCCGUUUGGGUGAUGUCACUGGUGGCGACACUGCCUCAUGCUUUCUACUCCACCACAGUCCAGAUAUCUGCUGAUGACGAGCUCUGCAUAGUGCGGUUCUCAGGCCACUGGGAUCCCCAAGUGCUGCUUGGACUCUAUCAAACACAGAAAGUCCUGAUGGGGUUUGUAGUUCCCUUGAUUGUCAUCUCUGUGUGCUACCUCCUCCUUCUGAGGUUCAUCCUGAGCCGGCACGUUGUAGGCAGUGUGGUCAGUGAGGGUCUCACAGAGGGGUCGGAGUACGAGAGGGGUCGCCAACGCCGCCGCUCCAAAAUCACUCGCUCUGUCACCAUUGUAGUUCUGUCCUUUUUCAUCUGCUGGCUGCCCAACCAGGCUCUCACCUUGUGGGGAGUGCUGAUCAAAUUUGACAUGGUGCCCUUCAGUAAAGCCUUCUACAAUGCCCAGGCCUAUGCCUUCCCCCUGACUGUGUGUCUAGCUCAUGCAAACAGCUGCCUCAACCCUGUGCUCUACUGUCUGAUCCGAAAAGAGUACAGAGCUGGACUGAAAGAGCUUCUGCUAAGAGUGUCUCGCUCCGUCCAAAAUGUUCUCAGCCUCGCUCUGAAAGGGAGAAGAGUGGAGGAAGCACCGUCCAGUCUGGUCAUGACAGAGAAAGACGUGAACAUAGGUGGACAUGGAGGGUUGGAUGAAGAGUAAGACCUCUCAUGUGCAUGGAGUAUGGUGGACAGGAGAAACCAAAAUCAGACUGAAUAGACGAGAAAACCAA
Messenger RNA from Monopterus albus (swamp eel), 1691 nucleotides. RefSeq names its product relaxin-3 receptor 1-like. Gene Ontology annotation, molecular function: C-C chemokine binding; C-C chemokine receptor activity. Gene Ontology annotation, cellular component: membrane; external side of plasma membrane. Bases 344 to 1621 code for a protein of 425 amino acids. The transcript is spliced from 5 exons. The record is from RefSeq and is a predicted model, not a curated record. Gene Ontology annotation, biological process: calcium-mediated signaling; G protein-coupled receptor signaling pathway; cell chemotaxis. Lineage: Eukaryota; Metazoa; Chordata; Actinopteri; Synbranchiformes; Synbranchidae.